CUGGGCAAUUCGCGCUUCUUGUCGCUGCGGGUAUCAAAUUAAUUCCCGGUGCCUUACGUCCCAGGCGCACGACUAAUGCACGCACACGGCUCAGAAUUGCUGUUUCCUUUCACCGGGGAGCAAUCCUGUGGGCUGACCUAUUUUUGAAGCUUCAGCUCCUUGCUUGGCCCGCUAAAGUCGCGAAGACACCUUGCACUUUCUGACCAGGGUGCACUACGCCUUGCGUACUCUCUCUCUCUCUCGGCCCCUAACCGCCAAACCUCCACGACGCCCACUUCUCCGUCAAUUGCUGGGCUUCUCUUCAUACUCUCGUUAACAACAACUUUGUCCUUAGCGUUCGUAAUAGCUCCCAGCUCGGCCUGAUCGAUUCGCACCACCCUUUUCUCACGCCGCCGCCAUGGCGAACCGGACGGCAGCAAGCUCCCAUCUGGCACAAAAGGCCGACACGCGCCGACCCGGAAAGUCCCCCUCGCGAUCUCCAGCACCGAGCGGGCGCCAGCAGCACGCGCAGAAGGUUCCCAGCUACGCAUCGGAGGGGGUGAUGGAUCAUGACAUUUUCAAUCUGCCCGGCUCCGACUGGCAGCUGCUGGGCCUGCUGAUCCUGGUCGCGUCGGUGGUGCGUCUGUUCAGGAUCUACCAGCCCAGCAGUGUCGUGUUCGACGAGGUCCAUUUUGGUGGAUUCGCGUCUAAAUACAUCAAAGGCAAAUUCUUCAUGGAUGUCCACCCACCGCUAGCGAAGCUUUUGAUUACGUUGGCGGGAUGGCUGGCCGGAUUCGACGGGAACUUCGACUUCAAGGACAUCGGAAAGGACUACCUCGAACCGGGCGUUCCUUAUGUCGCCAUGCGCCUGUUGCCCGCAAUCUGCGGUGUUCUUAGCAUUCCAACCAUGUUCCUGACUCUUAAGGCCACGGGCUGUCGAACGACCACGGCUGCUCUUGGAGCCGGCCUCGUCAUAUUUGACAACGCGCUCACCACUCAGUCGCGUCUUAUCCUUCUCGAUUCCCCUCUCGUCCUCUUUACCGCAAUGACUGCCCUGUCAUGGACAAGCUUCAUGAACCAGCAUGAGCAGGGCCCGUCGAAGGCAUUCCAGCCAUCCUGGUGGUUCUGGCUGGCAGCGACUGGCGUCAGUCUUGGAGCCACCUUUAGCGUCAAGUGGGUUGGAUUGUUCACAAUCGCGUGGGUUGGAAGCUUGACUCUUUUGCAAUUGUGGGUUCUCCUUGGGGAUACGAGGAGCGUCACUCCGCGACUUUGGUUCAAGCACUUUUUCGCCCGCCUCUUCUGCUUGGUCGUAAUCCCGUUAACCUUCUACAUGGCCAUGUUCGCGAUCCACUUCACUUGCCUCGUCAAUCCCGGCGAUGGAGAUGGCUUCAUGUCCUCAGAGUUUCAGGCUACAUUGAAUUCCAAGGGAAUGCAGGACGUGCCAGCCGAUGUCGCCUUUGGCAGCCGUGUAUCAAUCCGUCACUGGAACACCCAGGGUGGUUAUCUCCACUCUCACAGCCACAUGUAUCCGACCGGUAGCAAGCAGCAGCAGAUUACGCUGUACCCGCACAAAGAUGAGAACAAUAUCUGGAUCCUCGAGAACCAAACUCUCCCCGAAGUUCUUGAUGGUCCGAAGCCUGAAGGCCCAAAGGCUUGGGAUAAUAUGGGCCCGAUCAACAUCGAGGAUGGCGCCGUAAUCCGACUGUAUCAUAUCACUACCGAUCGUCGCCUCCAUUCGCAUGACCAACGACCACCUGUCACGGAGGCAGAUUGGCAGAACGAAGUGUCCGCGUACGGUUAUGAAGGUUUUGAGGGCGAUGCCAAUGAUUUCUUCCGCGUUGAAAUCAUUAAGAGCAUGUCCGACGGUGCUGAAGCAAAGAAGCGUCUGAGGACCAUCCAAACCAAGUUCAGGCUUGUCCACCUGAUGACCGGUUGUGUACUCUUUUCCCACAAAGUUAAGCUUCCAGAUUGGGCCUUCGAACAGCAGGAAGUGACCUGCGCUCGCGGAGGCACUCUGCCGAACAGCAUUUGGUACAUCGAGGGCAAUGUUCAUCCCUUGAUGAGCAGCCAAGCCAAUGUAGAAAAGGUCAACUACCGCAACCCAGGCUUCUUUGGUAAAUUCUGGGAGCUCCAGAAGGUUAUGUGGAAAACGAACGCUGGUCUCGUGGAGUCUCAUGCGUGGGACUCAAGGCCGCCUUCGUGGCCAGUUCUCCGCCGCGGCAUCAACUUCUGGGGGAAGCACAACCGCCAGAUCUACCUCCUCGGUAAUCCCGUUAUAUGGUGGAGCACCACCGCCCUCAUUGGCCUCUAUAUCGCUAUCAAAGGUCUUGCGGUACUCCGGUGGCAGCGCGGAUACCGUGACUACUCCAAUGUCACGUUCAAGCGCUUCGACUAUGAAGUUGGCAUGUCCAUCCUCGGAUGGGCCUUCCACUACUUCCCCUUCUACCUGAUGGCACGCCAACUGUUCCUUCAUCACUACCUCCCAGCCCUGUACUUUGCAAUCCUCGCUCUCUGCCAGAUGUACGACUUCGUGGCGUAUCGAUUCGGUGGUCUUGGUCUUAAGCAGUAUCCCGCCAUUGGCCAGGCAGCUGCCGUUGCGUUCUUGGCUGUCGCCAUCACUGUCUUCACCGUCUAUUCCCCUCUUGUUUACGGAAAUCCCUGGACCCGGGAUCAGUGCAACAGUGUCAAACUGUUUGGCACCUGGGAUUGGGACUGCAACAACUUCCUCACCUCAUAUGACCAGUAUAACUCCCAGACAGUCGUCCCCUCCAUCUCAGCUCCCUCAUCAGCAGCACCGCCACCUCCUCCCGCCGAACCUCCGGUCCAACAAGAGCAACCCAAGGACGAAAAAAAGCCGGAAGGGGUGGUAUCAGAGAAGCCCGCGGUAUCCCCUCCUCCACAGGGCGCUCCAAAAGAGCUUCCCAUCCUCUCCAAAGAGGAGCGCAUCGAGUUCCGCGACGAGAACGGCCGCGUGCUCAACGACGAAGAGGUGGCAGCACUCGCCGGAAAAGUAAGUUUCAAAACGCGCUAUGAGACGCGGACGCGCAUCGUAGACGCCCAGGGCAACGAGAUCCAUGAAGCGCUUGUGAAUGCGAGGGAUGUGGACGGCGACGCACCCCAGGGUGUUGCGCCACCGCAUCCUGACGCCGAGGGCCCGCACAAGGAGACACUGGAGAAGGGCGAGGCAGAAGCCAGUGAGGCGCCGCCUACCGUUGAGGCUGCCGAGGACCAGAGGAAGGAGAAGAGCGUGGAAGGGCAGGCGAAGAAUCCCAAGCCUGCUUCCGAGGCGCAAGCCGCAACGAAGGAGUAAAUGGAUUGUCUGUUCAGGGGUUAGCACGCUAGCAUAGAGGCUAUAAUGACUUGACUUCGCCUCUUGCUAUGAAACUCGGAAAAAGAUGGGUUAGCAUUCUCAUUCUCCUUUGUGCGUCUUCUUCUUUUGUACCAUAGGGAUAUCUUGGAG
Molecule: messenger RNA, 3439 nt
Organism: Trematosphaeria pertusa
Lineage: Eukaryota; Fungi; Ascomycota; Dothideomycetes; Pleosporales; Trematosphaeriaceae
Product: glycosyltransferase family 39 protein
Exons: 6
Coding region: 398-3289 (963 amino acids)
Biological process (GO): protein O-linked glycosylation via mannose
Cellular component (GO): endoplasmic reticulum; membrane
Molecular function (GO): dolichyl-phosphate-mannose-protein mannosyltransferase activity
Source: RefSeq, a predicted model, not a curated record